This is a messenger RNA of Amaranthus tricolor (Joseph's coat), 360 nucleotides long. RefSeq lists its product as uncharacterized. The record is from RefSeq and is a predicted model, not a curated record. Lineage: Eukaryota; Viridiplantae; Streptophyta; Magnoliopsida; Caryophyllales; Amaranthaceae. The transcript has a single exon. Bases 1 to 360 code for a protein of 119 amino acids.
AUGGGGUUCAGAGACCUUAAAUGUUUUAACCAAGCGCUGUUGGCGAAGCAGGUUUGGAGACUUUAUGAGGGAACAAACCCGCAACUGUCUGCUGUUCUUAAAGCUCGAUACUUCAAAAAUGAUGACGUGCUGGCAGCAAGGAGGGGUUUUGACCCGAGCUUCACAUGGAGAAGUAUUUGGGGUUCAAAAUCACUCCUCCAAGAAAGUUUGGGAUGGAGAGUUGGCUGGGGUUGGACAAUCAAUGCAAGGAAUGAUAAAUGGCUUAUGAUUGAUGGAAAAUUCUCUUGCCCAAAAAUGCUAAUUGAUAAUAUCCCGGACUUCAAGGUUGGGGAGUUGAUUGAUGCAGAUGCUAGGAGAUAG